This is a messenger RNA of Cercospora beticola, 1110 nucleotides long. RefSeq names its product succinate dehydrogenase assembly factor SDH5 (gene SDH5). NCBI's taxonomy places the organism in Eukaryota, Fungi, Ascomycota, Dothideomycetes, Mycosphaerellales, Mycosphaerellaceae. Gene Ontology annotation, biological process: mitochondrial respiratory chain complex II assembly; protein-FAD linkage; tricarboxylic acid cycle. Gene Ontology annotation, cellular component: mitochondrion. The record is from RefSeq and is a predicted model, not a curated record.
CUGAUGUCAACCAUGCGUUUCUUUGCCAUUGAACAUAUCACAUUCUGUCCACCAGCACUCUCUCUUCUCUCCUCAGGACCAACAUUGUGAAACACCCCUCACACAAUGUCUUCCGCACGAUCUAUCAUGCGCGCCAGCUGCCUGGCAGUGCGCUCGACCGCGCGACCAUUCUCCACCACGACGGCAAGAUUCGCAGUCCCUCUCAAUGAACGCGGCAACGACACAGCAGACGAAUACCGCCGAAUCAUGAAAUCGAAGCCGCUCAACCCUCACAUGACCAACACCAACUCAACAAUCGCCAACGAGAUGCCCAACGUGGGCGAAGACGCCGCUCCACCGGAGCUCAUCACCAGCGUAGACGCCAACUUCGUACCAAAGGACUCCAAGCCCGAGAACACAGAGCGCAUGACAGGCGGCACCCAAAAGCCUGCGCCAGAAUCCGGCCCCAACGCAGGCCUCGAUGUAGGUGAAAUCGAAGGCGGCACGUUCAAAGUGGAACCUCUUCGUCGCACCGGUGAAGACGUCAACACAAUGCGCGCUCGUCUCGUCUAUCAAAGCCGGAAAAGAGGGACAUUAGAGUCCGAUCUCCUUCUUUCCACCUUCGCCGAUGCCAACCUCGGAACGAUGACGAUGAAGCAAUUGCAGCAAUACGAUCUUUUCCUCGAUGAGAAUGAUUGGGAUAUUUAUUACUGGACUACGCAAGAGCCGACACCGACUUCUAUGGCGUAUGCAGAGGGUGCGGGGCCGGAUAUGGCUGCGCCGGAGAUGCAGGGCAAAGAUGUUGUGGAUGUUGGUGCUACGACGACUAAGUCUGCUUCUUCCGAUGGCACAAGAGUUCGGGAGCCUGGUACUGGGGAGUGGGCGGCGACAAUUGGUACUUUCAAGGCGGCUUAUCGACCUGUACCGGCGAGGUGGAAGAAUAGCGAGAUCUUGUCUAUGUUGCGGAAGCAUGUUAAGGAUCGUAGUGCAGGAGGUGUGCAGGAUCAUGGACAGGUGGAUGUUUCUAGUCAACGUAAAGGCGGUGGCUUGGGAUUCAUGCCUGAGCUGAAGAACUUUGAUCAGUGAGGUGGUGAUGGACUAGGUGUGUAAUACAUAGAAGCAAUACAAUAC